UGAAUUUUACUAGCCAUGCAUAGGCUGCUGGCCCGGAACUUCGAGAAGCAUGCUUUAAGGUCCCAGAAGUUCGACCUGGUGUUACCUGUCCCACCGGGUGAAGCAAGGAUUACUCCAGGAUUUAAACUACCUGCAUCUCAUGUGAUUCACACUGUUGGACCGAUUUAUGAUUCCGACAAGGACCCUAAAGACUCACUCAGAAAUGCAUACAAAAAUUGCUUGAGUGUGGCUCAACAGAACAAUAUUAAAUACAUUGCGUUUCCUGCCAUAUCUUGCGGUGUAUUUGGAUAUCCUUACGAGGAAGCAGCAACAGUUGCUUUAACUAUUACUACAAAAGAAUUUGCCAAUGAUAUUAAAGAGGUGCACUUUGUUAUGUUUAGCGGUGACGUCUAUGAUGUUCGGUUGAAAAAAGCAAAGGAAUUGACUUGA
This is a messenger RNA of Hibiscus syriacus, 429 nucleotides long. Its product is annotated as macro domain-containing protein VPA0103-like. The record is from RefSeq and is a predicted model, not a curated record. The coding region runs from base 16 to 429 and encodes 137 amino acids. The transcript has 5 exons. NCBI's taxonomy places the organism in Eukaryota, Viridiplantae, Streptophyta, Magnoliopsida, Malvales, Malvaceae.